AAAUUAUUGCAGGAUUAGCUCACUCCUCAACUGGUGUGCUAAGCAGUGUGGUUAGUGCUAUUCUUUCGUGGAACAAUAUGAGCUUUGCUGGUCCUCCUAUGAGUUCAGGCAGUAGAACAGCUAGAAGUGCACUUCAGUUUGGAAGGACCUAUGUUGUCAGGCCCAAAGGUAAACACCAAGCCACGAUAGUUUGGCUACAUGGUCUUGGUGAUAAUGGUUCAAGCUGGUCCCAGCUCUUGGAGACCCUCCCUCUUCCAAAUAUUAAAUGGAUAUGCCCAACUGCCCCUACUCAACCAAUUGCUAUAUUUGGUGGCUUUCCUUCAACAGCUUGGUUUGAUGUGGGAGAGCUUUCGGAAGAUGCUCCUGAUGAUUUGGAGGGCCUGGAUGCUGCAGCAGCACAUGUUGUAAAUUUGUUGGCAACAGAACCUGCCGACAUCAAACUUGGUGUUGGAGGCUUCAGUAUGGGUGCAGCAACCUCCCUAUAUUCUGCCAGCUGUUUUACUCAUGGAAAUUGUGGGAAUGGCAAUCCAUACCCUGCCAAUUUAAGUGCAGUUUUAGGCCUAAGUGGCUGGCUUCCUUGUUCAAAAACUUUGAAAAACAAGAUAGAAGGAAAUGAUGAAGCUGCAAGACGUGCUGCAUCCUUGCCUAUUUUGCUCUGUCACGGGAAAGGUGAUGAUGUUGUUGUACAUAAAUUUGGUGAGAAAUCCUCUCAAGUGUUGAAAUCAAAUGGAUUUCAGGAUGUGACUUUCAAAUCAUACACUGGGCUUGGCCACUAUACAAUCCCUGAAGAGAUGGAAGAAGUCUGUGCUUGGCUAACUGCAAAGCUUGGACUCGAGGGCAACACUGCAUAAGCAUGCUAGUCUUUCAAGGUUCAAGCAUUAUCUCAGAGGACAAAAGAAACAUGGAGGGGCUAAACUAUGGUAUAAUCAUAACAGUUGUUCUGCAUUUCCACAGUCACGAACAAUAUUUGGUUAGUCAAAGCUGUUCUGGGUGCCGUUUUUAUGUAUGGUGUACUGACGAUGAUUUCUGCAUUUGAUAUUUAUUUGAACCGGUUGGACGUUUAUGCUACCAUAUUGGUGAAUCAUGAGAACAUCUGCUCUGGGCAAUUGUACUUUCAGUCAUGAAAUCAGUAACCGCCUUUUGGUGUAAAUUUCCAGCUUUCUUUCCCUCUACAUGUGUUUUAAAUCUCCAACACACACUUUGGAAUAUCACUAGCCAAGUUAUAAUGAAGUUAGGAGCAAUUA
Messenger RNA from Rubroshorea leprosula, 1244 nucleotides. The record is from the annotation of a GenBank genome assembly. Lineage: Eukaryota; Viridiplantae; Streptophyta; Magnoliopsida; Malvales; Dipterocarpaceae.